This is a messenger RNA of Anthostomella pinea, 1152 nucleotides long. NCBI's taxonomy places the organism in Eukaryota, Fungi, Ascomycota, Sordariomycetes, Xylariales, Xylariaceae. The record is from the annotation of a GenBank genome assembly.
AUGGCCACCGCGACACAGGACGCCAUGGAGUUGGACCCCAAGUACGACCACUAUGACUUUCCCACCGCCACCGCCGAGGCGAGACCUGGGCUACCAGGCCACUUGACGAAGGAACAGCAGGCUCAGGUCAACCAGCUCCGCUUGAUGCUCGAGAGCGAAGGCGCAACACAGCGUAUCGACACCCUGACGUUGUUGCGAUUCCUCAGGGCCCGCAAGUUCGACGUGAACGCGGCCAAGAAUAUGUUCCUCGAAUCCGAAGAAUGGCGAAAGGCCGUAAAGGUCUACGACUACGAUACCAGCGAAUACAGACUACUCUCGCUCGAAGACCCAGUGCCCACCAACGCGAAACAUAGCGGCAACGCUCCCCCGCCAGCCAAGGAACCUAUCAACCUAGACAUGUCCAUCGCCGAUUGGGACAAGGAUGGUUCCUUCAAGCAGAACCUAUCCAAGUACUACAAACAGUUCUACCACAAGACUGACAAGGACGGACGACCUUGCUACUUUGAACAGCUUGGUGGCGUUGAUCUCGCGGCUCUCCACAAGGCGGGCUUCACAUUCGACAAGAUGCUCUUCAAUCUAGCUGUCGAGUAUGAGAAGAUGGUCGACCCUAGGCUGCCGGCCUGCUCGCGCAAAGCCGGGCACCUACUUGAGACGUCCUGCACGGUCAUGGACGCUGCUGGGCUGAGUAUAUUCAACCCUGGACAGUUUGCAACCUACAUCAGAAUGGCAUCUACGAUGAGCAACGCCAACUACCCGGAGCGCCUGGGCCGUAUGUACAUCAUCAACGCAGGCUAUAUCACAAGCAAGAUGGUUUGGCCCCUUGUCAAGGGGUUUUUGGAUCCGGUCACCGCCUCCAAGAUCUUCAUUCUGACCGGCAGCUACAAGAAAGACCUGCUGGCGCAGAUUCCCGCCGAGAAUCUGCCCGAGAAGUAUGGCGGUAAGUGCAAAUGUCAAGGCGGGUGCGAGCUCAGCGACGCCGGCCCAUGGAGAGAAUCAGAGUGGACCAAGCCUGCAUGGUGGCAGAAGAAGGCGGACGACACCACCAUCGAGAACAAGCCCACCGAGAUCGGGACUGGCAAUGGCGCUGCCCAGGGCCAGGUCCAAAUUGCUUCAUCCGACGAGCUCAAUGCACCUGCACCAGCCGCUGCCUAG